AUGGGCCGGAGCAAGGGCAAAGUGCCCCGGCAUCCAGGGGAAUCCAGGAGGCCUGUCUCGCGGGAACAGGAAUCAGGGUCAGGCAGCACAGAAGGGGCAGUCCGCAGAGGAAACCGACAAGGCUGCGGGAAAACCAGCAAAGCGAGAGGGGUCUUGGAGUCUGCCACCUCGGGGGACCAGGGAACCCCUGAGGGGAGCAGGAAGCCCAGCCUGGAGGAGAAUGGCAGCAGGAGACGGCCAGGGACUGGGUCUCCAGGGGCCCAGGAGAGAAGCGGCAACCGUGGGCGCCGGCCCAGGGAGAGUCUGCGGUCUGGGGACAGCCAUGGGGGUCGCCUGAAAGAGGAGAGCCUCCCCAGAGGACCAGCGGGAGAGCGCCACCGCCGCAGGAGAGGAAAAGGGAGGGGACCCUCUGCCAGGAGGAGCCAGAGCCGCGAAGCAGCCCGAGGAGGCCUGGAUGGGGACACCUCGGGUGCAGACGCAGGAAGCUCCUGCCCGGAUAGCGAAGCCCGUGAGGUCCAGGACAGCGGCAGCCGGGGCGGCGGGUCCCCGGAGCUUCGAGCCGAGUGGGAGCAGACAGACACCCCAACCCGACGGGAGUCGGCGCAGGAGCCUGGCGAGCGCCCCCAGCGCAGAGAGGGGCCCUCCGGGGCGGCGCCCCAGGGGGUGAGCGAGGAUCCGGGGACAGACUCAGCCGCGAGCGCGGAUUGGGGAGGGGGCGCGCGGGGCCCCCAGGCCGCCCCCGGAGCGGCGAGCCCGGUCACUGAGGCCGCGGGGGCCGAGCCGGGCGGGGAGGCCACGGCCCCCCGCGCCCCCGAGGGCAGCCGCUCGCGCGCGCCCCGCAGCCCGCGGGCUUCUCGGGACGCGAGUGGCGGCGGGGCGCGGCCAGAGGCCGAGCCGCGGGGCGCCGAGCCUGCGGGAGCCGAGGCCUCGCCCUCCGGGGAUCGGCGCCGCCGGGUGGCCGCGCCCCGCAGCGCGCGACUCCGGGACCGGCUGCGGCGAGCAGCGCGGGCCGUGGGGCUCCUGCGCUGGUGGCGACGGCGGCCGGCGCGGCUGGCGCGCGAGAGCCGGGGGGCGCAGCCGCCCGCGGGCCAGGGGGCGGCAGCGAGCCCAGCCCCCGACGGCCCUUCCGAGGGCGAGGACCAGACCCCGGAUCCCAAGUUCGCGGUGGUGCUCCCCAGGAUCCUCCCGGCGGGGCGGGCGUCGAGCGGCGGCAGCUCCGAGGGGGCGUCCGCGCGCGUUCCCGCCGGGGAGGGGCGCGCGGGGCGCUGUGCGGGUCUUUCCGCGGACGGCGGGGGGCGGGGGGCCCGCGAAGAAGGGGUGGCUGGGCCCCGCCGCCGCGCCCUCCCCGCGCCGGCUGCCCCCGACGAGCCCCCGGGCGGCGAGGGCGGCCCUGGCGGGGAGGCGGGGCCCGAGGCCCUGGGCGCCCCGGCUCCCGAGCACUGGGCGCGGGGCGCGGCCCCCCGCGAGGACCCGGGCCCUGGCGCCGACGCGCUGCUGCCCCGCCUCGCCCUGGAGACGCGCUCGCGAGGGGAGAGGGGCCCGGGGCCCGGCCGGCCCUCGCUGGCGCGGUGGGAGCCGGAGGACGAGGCCGAGGCGGCGCUGGAGAGGCGUCUGGAGCUGAGCGUCGGGCCGGGCGCGGGGGGCGGGAGCCCCGGGGACGGCCUGGAAGACGCUGAGGACCUGGCCAGGCUGCGGCUGGUGUGUGACAGCUCGGUGCUGCUGUGUCUUAAGAAGAGGUUUCAUCUGGGCCGAAUCUAUACCUUUGGGGGCCCUCUCCUGCUCACUCUGAACCCCCGCCGGUCUUUGCCUCUCUUCUCACCUGAGGUCCUGGCCAGCUAUCACCCCAGGAAGGCCCCCAACACCAUCCCACACAUCUUUGCCACUGUGGCCUCAGCCUACAGGCUGGCUCAGAGCACUGGGCAGGGCACGUGCAUCCUCCUUGGCCCCUCCCUCUGUAGUGGGCACAGCGGCUCAGGGAAGACAGAAGCUGCUAAAAAGAUCGUGCAGUUCCUAGGCAGCCUGGAGCAGGAGCAGACAGGGGACAGAGGAUGCCAGCUGGAUGACACGUUGUCCCUGCUGGGCAGCUUUGGCCAUGCCCAAACCGUCCUCAACGCCAAUGCCAGCCGCUUCGGCCAGGUCUUACACCUCUGCCUGCAGCACGGGGUUAUCGUGGGAGCGUCUGUGUCACAUUAUCUGCUUGAGACCUCGAGGGUGGUGUUUCAGGCCCAGGCUGAGCGGAGCUUCCAUGUAUUUUAUGAGCUGCUGGCAGGGCUGGACCCCGUGGACCGGGAGUGCCUUUCCCUGCAGGGGCCAGAGACUUACCACUACCUCAACCAGGGCGGGGCCUGCAGGCUGCUGGGCACAGAGGACGCCCAGGGCUUCCCAGGGCUGGUGAGGGCCCUCCGGGCGCUGGGCUUGUGCCCUGAGGACUUGAGCGCCAUCUGGGCUGUGCUGGCCGCCAUCCUGCAGCUGGGGAACAUCUGCUUCUCCUCUUCAGAGCGGGAUUCCCAGGAAGUGGCCGCUGUGUCCAGCUGGGCUGAGAUCCACGUGGCAGCACGGCUCCUCCGGGUGCCGCCCGAGCGCCUGGAGGGGGCUGUCACCAAGCGGGUCAUGGAGACGCCCUAUGGCCCGGUCUCGAGAUCACUGCCUGUGGAAAGUGCCAUUGACGCCAGGGACGCCCUGGCCGAGGCCCUGUAUGCAAGGCUCUUCGCCUGGCUUCUGAGGAGGACCAACGCACAGCUGGCUCCGCCGGGGGAGGGCGGCUCUGACACUGUCACUGUCACCGUCGUGGAUGUCUAUGGCUUUGAGGCGCUGCGGGUGAACGGCCUGGAGCAGCUGUGCAACAACCUCGCCAGCGAACGCCUGCAGCUCUUCUGCAACCAGACACUGCUGGCCCAGGAGGAGGAGGAGUGUCGGCGAGAGUCGCUGCCCUGGGUGUCCAUCCCCCAGCCUCCGUGGGGGUCUUGCCUGGACCUCCUGGUGGACCAGCCCCACAGCCUCCUGAGUAUCCUGGAUGCCCAGACCUGGCUGUCACAGGCCACGGACCACACCUUCCUCCAGAAGUGCCACUAUCACCAUGGCGACCACCCGUGCUACACCAAGCCCCACCUACCCCUUCCCAUCUUCUCUGUGAGACAUUACGCGGGGACCGUCACCUACCAGGCUCACAAGUUUUUAAACAGAAACCGGGAUCAUCUGGACCCAGCUGUGGUGGAGAUGCUUGCCCAGAGCCAGCUGCAGCUGGUGGGCAGCCUGUUCCAGGAGGCAGAACCCCAGCCGGGGGGCCGGCGAGGCAAACCCACACUGGCGUCUGGCUUCCAGCAGUCCCUAGGGGACCUCAUAGCCCAGCUGGGCAGGAGCCACGUCCAUUUUAUCCAGUGCCUCAACCCCAACCCUGGAAAGCUUCCAGGCCUCUUUGAUGUGGCCCACGUGGCAGAGCAGCUGCGCCAGGCCGGUGUCCUGGAGAUGAUCUGCACCCGCAGUGCCAACUUCCCCGUGCGCAUGCCCUUCCAGGCCUUCCUGGCCAGGUUCCGGACGCUGGGGACAGAGGGGCAGGGAGACUCCUCUGACCGGGAGAGGUGUGGUGCCAUCCUGAGUCAGGUGCUGGGGCCCGAGUCACCCCUCUGUCACCUCGGCGUCACCCAGGUCCUGCUGCAGGUGUCAGGCUGGCAGCAGCUGGAGCAGCGGUGGGCCCAGCGGCGCUCCCAGGCCCUGCUCAUCCUGCACCGAGGCCUCCGCACCUGCCUCUCCCGACAGCGCCUCCGCCUCCUGCCUCGGAUGCAGGCGCGAGUGCGUGGGCUCCAGGCCAGGAAGCGGUACCUGCGGCGGCGGGCGGCCCUGGGGCAGCUGAACACCGUCCUGCUGGUGGCUCGGCCCCUGCUCCGGAGGCGCCAGGAACUGCAGCAGCCCAGGCCUUGGUGCAGCCAGCACAGCGGGGGGAUCGCUGAAAAAGCGCCAAGCAUGGACCUGGGGCGCAUGGGGAUCCCGGCCGAGCUGGCCGUCAUGCUGCAGCAAGCGGAAGGCUCUCAGCAUGCCCUGGCCGAGAGCAUCAUGGAGUCCCUGCCCCCGGAGGUGCCUGCCCGGGCCAACCUGACGCUCCCGCCGGACAUCGACCGCUUCCCCUUCUCCAGCUUCAUCUCCACCAGCUUUCAGGAACCGUCCCUGCCCCACCCUGGGCAGACACUGACCCAGCCCCUGACCCGGCUGGACGGUGAGAACCCCCAGCAAGCCCUGGAUAUCAACAAGGUGAUGCUGUGGCUCCUGAAGGAUGGGUCCCUGCCGCCCUGGCAGGAGCAGACCCUAGGCACAUACCUGGUGCGGCACGGUCAGCGCCGGCCAGGACUGCGGGAUGAGCUCUUCAGCCAGCUGGUGGCCCAGCUCUGGCACAACCCAGACGAGCAGCAAAACCAGCGCGGCUGGGCCCUCAUGGCCGUCCUGCUCAGUGCCUUCCCCCCCAGGCCGGCUCUGCAGAAGCCACUGCUCAAGUUUGUGUCAGAUCAGGCACCCAAGGGCAUGGCUGCGCUGUGCCAGCACAAACUGCUGGGGGCCCUGGAGCAGGUGCAGCUGGCCCCCGGGGCCACACGGGCCCACCCACCCACCCAGCUCGAGUGGACUGCGGGAUGGCGGAGAGGCCGCAUGGCCCUGGACGUCUUCACCUUCCAUGAGGACUGCUACUCGGCCGAGGUGGAGUCCUGGACCACGGGGGAGCAAUUUGCUGGGUGGAUCCUUCAGAGCAGAGGCCUGGAGGUGCCCCCUCGUGGCUGGUCCGUGUCACUGCAUUCCGGGGAUUCCUGGCAGGACCUGCCUGGCUGUGACUUUGUCCUGGACCUGAUUGGCCAGACCGAGGACCUGGGGGACCUGACUGAGCCCCGCAGCUACCCCAUCGCCCCUCGUGACUUAACCAAGGACAUCCCCCCCGCCCCCAGCAUCCAGGCCCCCUCACUGCCUCCAGGCCCCCCUCCAGGUCCACCCCCAAUGCUGCCUGGCAGAGGCCACACAGGUGAGUACCGGAGCCCGAGGAGCCUGGAUGGCUUCGUGGACAACCUCUUUGAGUCAGUCUUCUCCCCAGGCUACAGCGAUCUGGAGCAAGGCCAGGCUCUGAGUGGCCGUAUGAAGGGCGGGGGCUCCAUGGGGCCCAUGCAUCAGGGCAGCUACCCCAUGGUGUACCCAGGGAUGAUGCAGAUGCCCGGAUACCAGCCAGCCAUGAUGCCUGCACCCAUGCCCAUGAUGCCAGCCAUGAUGAUGCCACCCCCGCAGCAGCCACCACCCAUGCUGCCCAGCCUGGAAGCGAGGCAGCUGGCCGCCCAGCAGCAGAACUUUAUCAACCAGCAGGCGCUGAUCCUGGCCCAGCAGAUGACCACCCAGGCCAUGAGCCUAUCCCUGGAGCAACAGGCACAGCAGCGCCAGCGCCAGGCCCAGACCCAGGCCCAGGCCCAGGCCCAGGCCCAGGCUCCUGAGGCAGCCUCCUCAGCCCCGUGCCCGACCACCACCCCCAAGUCUAAGAAGCCCUUGGUCUCUCAGGAGGAGCCCGAGCGGGAGCUGGAAAGGGAGACCGCACAGGAGCCCAAAGACAGGACACCCACGAGCUUCCAGCAGAAACGGGACUAUUUCCAGAAAAUGGGGCAGCAGCAGUUCAAGGUGAAGACAACGAAGCCUCCCGCCAAGGUGCAGAUCCCCCAGGGGGCGGAGGAGGACGAGGACGAGGACGAGGAGGAGGAGCUCUCGAGAGCAGCGAGGAAGCCGUCGACCCGAGGAGGGGCCAGAGCUACACCAGCGGCUGAGGCUGAGGCAGAGCCCGCCGAGGGGCCGCCCCAGGGGCCGGCCCAGGACAGAGCUGUGGUUCGCAGCUCAGGCCCCGCAGCAAGGGAGGAGCCCAGCAAGGAGAUCCGCAACAUCAUCCGCAUGUACCAGAGCCGGCCCGCCCCCGUGCCCGUGCCGGUGCAGCCGCCCAGGAAGCCCACCAAACCUUUCCCGAGGAAAAACGACCCCAAGGAUGAGGCUCUGGCUAAGCUGGGGAUCAAUGGUGCCCACUCCCCCUCUCCGGCGCUGUCCCCCAGCCCCGGGAAGGGCCUUCCACCACCUGUGGCCCCUCGACCCAAGUCCCCGCGACGGCUCGGGCCCUCCAGUACCAUCAAGGAGAAGCAGGGGCCCCUUCAACAGCUGUUUGGCAAGGCCCCACCCACUGCCCUGGCUCCCCCACCUCCCCCAGCUCCACUGCCUCCACCAGAGGACCCGGGGAAGCCUUCAGCCGAGCCCCGAGGCUUGAGGGAGCCCAUGGAGGACCGGGGGGUCUCCACCCAGCUGCUUGUGCCCUCCGGCAGCGUGAGCUUCUCCUAUGCCAGUCCACCCUGGAAGCUCUUCCUACGCAAGGAGGUGUUCUACCCCAGGGAGAACUUCAGCCACCCCUACUGCCUCAGGCUCCUCUGUGAGCAGAUCCUCCGGGACACCUUCGCUGAGUCCUGCAUCCGAAUCUCCCAGGAUGAGAGGCGCAAAAUGAAAGACCUGCUGGGAGACCUGAAGGUGGGCCUGGACUCCCUCUAUGCCGUGGAGGACAGUGUCAAGAAGCGCAUCGUGAUGGCCGCUAGGGACAACUGGGCCAAUUACUUCUCCCGCAUCUUCCCCGUCUCGGGCGAGAGUGGCAGCGAUGUGCAGCUGCUGGGGGUGUCCCACCGCGGGCUGAGAUUGCUCAAGAUGACCCAAGGCUCCAGCCUCCACCCCAACCAGCUGAAGAUUCUCUGCUCAUACAGCUUUGCGGAUGUGCUGAGUGUGGAGUGUCCGGGUACCUCCACCCUGGCGCUGGUGCUGAAGAGCGAGCAACUGCUGCUGCACACGCCCCGGGCGGGCGCCAUCAAGGCCAUGGUUGACUUGUUCCUGCGAGAGCUCACAAAGGACUCGGGCUACGUGGUUGCGCUGCGGAGCUACGUCACCGACGACUGCAGCCUUCUCAGCUUCCACCGCGGGGACCUCAUCAAGCUGCUGCCCGUGGCCACUCUGGAGCAAGGCUGGCAGUUUGGCUCGAGCGGGGGCCACUCCGGACUCUUUCCCCGGGACCUAGUGCAGCCGGCCGCGGCUCCUGACUUCUCCUUCUCGCCCGAGCAGAGGCGCAGCCGGCACAGGAGCCGGUCACAGAGUGGGGAGCCAGGGCUGGCUCAGAGGGACAGGGCGCCGGAGCACCCUGACUACAACUGGAUCCAGAGCCAGAGUGACCACUUGGAGGCCACCAGCCUGCCCUCUUCCCCCUCUCUGCCCGAGGACUCCCACCACUACACCAUGCAGGAAUUUGCCCUGAAAUACUUCCGGAAGCCCCCGACCUUGCUGGAGCAGACAGGCGCAGGCGCAGAGGGGAAGGGCGCGGCCAGCCUGGUGCAGUACACCAAGGCCCCCAUCCCUCAGUCGCUCAUCAGCUUUGAGAACGAGGACACCAGCAGACAGGCUGUGGAGAGCUUCCGGGCUCUGAUGCAGUUCAUGGGGGACCAGCCUAAGCCCCGAGGCAAGGACGAGAUGGACCUUGUCUAUGAGCUGCUGAAGCUGUGUCGGGAGGAGAGCCUCAGGGAUGAGAUUUAUUGCCAGGUCAUCAAGCAAGUCACGGGACACCCCCAGCCGGAACGCUGUGCCAGGGGCUGGAGCUUCCUGAGCCUCCUCACCGGCUUCUUCCUGCCAUCAGAUAUGCUGAUGCCCUACGUGACCACGUUCCUGCAAGAGUCAGGCCUGAGCCAAGAGCUGGCCCGGAGCAGCCAGAAGCACCUUCAGCAGACAGUCAAAUAUGGGGGGCGCCCGCGGCUGCCCUACCCGGGCGAGAUGCAGGCAUUCCUGAAAGGGCAAAUGACCCGCCUGCUUGUAGUCCACCUGCCCGGGGGUGUGGAUUACAAGACCAACGUCCGGACUUUCACGGUGGUGGCAGAGGUGCUGGAGGAGCUGUGUGGAAAGAUGGGCAUCGCGGACCCCCAGGAAGCGGGAGAAUUUGCCCUCUUCCUCAUCAAAGAAGAAGUCCAGCUGGUGCGGCCCCUGCGGCCCCAAGAGUACCUCAACGGCGUGGCGGUGGAGCAGGGUGUGAGCCUGCACUGCAGGAGGCUCUGCUGGGAGACGCAGCUGCACUUUGACAACCCCACCUACGUCAGCACCCACUACAACCAGGUGCUGUGCGACUACCUGCAGGGGAAGCUGCCGGUGAGCGCCCACGAGAAUGCCCAGCUGGCCAGGCUGGCUGCCCUGCAGCACCUCAGCAAGGCCCACAAGGACGCCCCCUCAGAGCAGGACCUGUUGGCUUACUUGCCGAAGCCGCUGCUAGAGCAGGUGGACGUGGCCGCCUUGAAGAACCUGGUGGGCCUGGAGCUGAGGCAGCUACAAGGCUCCAGCUCCCAGGAGGCACAGAUCGGUUUCAUUGAGGCCAUGAGCCAGCUGCCCCUGUUUGGCUACACCAUCUACACGGUGCUGCGCGCGAGCGAGCCCGGCCUGCCCAGGCCCUGCCUUCUGGGGCUGAACCGCCAGCAGCUCGUCCUCCUGGACCCCAGCAAGCAGAAACCAUGCCGCUCCAUCGCCCUGAAGGACCUGCAGAGGCUCCACCUGAUGAGCCCCCUGGAUGACAGAGAGAGCCCCGGCCUGGAGCUCAACUACGGCUCAGCUGAGAGCCCGCAGACCAUCUGGUUUGAACUGCUGCAGGCCCAGGAGCUGAAGCACACCAUCUCCUUCCUGCUGGCCAGCGGCUCGGGCACUAGCAUUGCGUAGUGCCUGGCCGCACCCAAGAGGCGUAGGGGAGGGGCAGAAACCAGGAAGGGGCCUCUCUCUGGACCUUGUAUCUCCGGAGGCCACCCUGGCAGCCCUCAGGCCACUGAGUUUGGACUUCACACGGCUGUUCUGGAACCUCAUGGCGGCCAUGAGGAGAGACGGUGACGCCCACUGGGAAAGCAAGCAGGGAACCGCCUGUAGGCCGGGCCUGGCCUGGGGUGGGAGAUGCAGGAACUUGGCUUGGCCUACAAGCCCCAGGCCCUGGCUCAACAUGAGCAGGAGCCCAGGCCUGGGAGAAGUAGCUGCAGGGGAAAUAAAACUCCGGAGAGCAAAGGGCUGUGUGCAUGUUUGCGUCAGAACAAGCAGGACUUUAUUCCUCUGCCAACCACCUGGGUCCGGCCUGGCCUUCCUGACCAGGUGCCACCAGGGAACAGGCCCUGGCUGCCCACCUCACCUGGGGCCAGGUAGGAGGCAAGCAUUGCUAGGGGAACAGGGGCCCG
This is a messenger RNA of Talpa occidentalis (Iberian mole), 9224 nucleotides long. It is a transcript of the gene MYO15B, whose product is annotated as myosin XVB. The record is from RefSeq and is a predicted model, not a curated record. Bases 1 to 8724 code for a protein of 2907 amino acids. The transcript is spliced from 66 exons. Gene Ontology annotation, cellular component: cytoskeleton; myosin complex. NCBI's taxonomy places the organism in Eukaryota, Metazoa, Chordata, Mammalia, Eulipotyphla, Talpidae. Gene Ontology annotation, molecular function: ATP binding; protein binding; cytoskeletal motor activity.